UCCAUUCAGCUGUAUUUCAUGCGCCAUUAGGUAAAAAUGUUUUUUGUUACUGCUAUUGGUGUUGUCUUAGCAAUAUUUUAUUGUCUAUUGGGAAGUUAAAGGUGUGUCAAGGUUUACGUUAGAAUUUAUUGUUGUAAAUUAGUUUAGCAUAAUGUUGGAGUCUAUUUAUGUUACAUUUGUUAUUAUCACUUUUAGAAUGAGACUGAAAUUAAAAUCAUCGAUUGUUGACGAAUAUUUCUUAACAAAAAAAAAUGACAACGCUAAUCAGGUGGAAAGUGCCACAGCAGUGACAAGGAAUGAAGUUGAGGUUCCAAGAUUAAGUAGCAGUGAACAGUUUAGACAAAAAGUGAGCAGCGCUGACAGGUUUGGACGGCGCUUAACUCGGAAUGUUGCAGCAGCUGGGAGGACUCGAAGUCGAUCUUUUGACCAUCAUUCAGAUUCUGAAUCAAAGCUUUAUCAUAACUGGCGAAGUGUUGAAAAUCUAUCAAGUGUUGAUAGCAUGCUUGGUGAAAGAUGUGAUGUAGAAGAUAAGAGAAUUACAAAAGGAUAUGAAAAAUGUCCAUUUUCCUACCUAGGGUGCAGUAUAAUGGGUACUGCUAUUGAACUUGAGAUUCAUUGUAAAAGAAACAAUGAGGUUCAUUUGAAAUUGGCUUGUAAGUUAUACACUCAACAUAGUGACCAAAUAAAAGAAUUGAAAAAAGAAAAUAUGUUCAUUAAUGAAAGAUAUUUACAAUCUUUAAAAGAAAUCGAACUAUUAACUUUGCAAUGUGAUGAACAUAUUAAAUCUAUGGAUACAUAUGUGAAAAACGAAUUUGAUUUUUGUAGUUCAAAUUCUGUAAAAAAUGAGCAAUCAACAGGGGAAUGCAUGGAAGCUGAUAACGAUGGAAAUGAUUUAAUAGGAAGAAUCUCUAAUUUGAAAUUGUAUGUUGCGCGUAUGCAACAGAAGUAUUCACAUCUACUUUCAAUAAUUGCAGAGAACAGGAAGUUGAAGGAAGAACACAAUUCGUUAAGGUCCAUGCUAACAGAGAAAGAAGCAGCUUUGUUAUCUUUUCAACAUAAAGAAGAACAGCAUAAAGAAGAAGUAAAUAUCAUUGCAAAAAAAUUACAAGUAACUUUGAAUAAUGAAGCUCUUUUGAGAUCGAAAAUUGUUGUUAGCGAAAGCGUACAAGGAGUUGUACUUGCGGACCUUCGAAAAGAGCUAGCGUCAGUAAAAACAGCAGUUGAGAAAAAAACUUUGGAAAUUAUUCAAUUAAAAAACAAGAUUUCAAAGCUAAAUGCUCAGAUAGAUUAUGAGAGUGAAACUGGAAAAAAUGUGUGUCAUAGUUCUAAAGAUAAGUCACAAAUUUUGACUGCCAAUUCUGUCACAGAAAGUGAUACAAAAUUACUGAAACUUACACCUGUCGUUGAUAAGUUAAUCAAGGUGGAAAUGACUAAUAUGUCCAAUGACAUUAAGCAACUGCGUGAAACUAAUAAGAAGUAUCGACAAACUGUAAAAUUGUUGGAGAAGUCUGAAACACAAACCGCAGAAACAAGAAAAGUCAUAUCAAAUUUGCGAACCACUAUUAGGAAUUUUUUGAACCACUAUAGUCGGGCCAUGGUAAAAUAUCAAACGCUAGAAGAUUCAUUGAAAGAUUCUGAGUCUGAGUUAUGUAGACUAAAAGGAAGGCCACAGUUUCCCUCUGUCAUCAGUCACAAUCAUGCUGCAACUGGGGAUGUAAAAAACACAAUUUGUUUUCAGAUAGAUAAAGUUCACGACAUUAUGGUAGAAUCAACACGUAAUUGCAAAGAUUACUCAGUUGAAUCGAAGCCUUUUUACACUUGUACACCUGGUUAUCAUUGUCAAUUCCGUGUUGUUAUAUACAAGAACAUGCUAAAGUUUUAUUUUAGACUAAGGCAUGGUAUCUACGAUAAUGUCUUAAAUUGGCCAUUCAAUAAAACCAUAUGCUUAAAUGUCAAUACAGAUCCUAGCAAACCAAAUCAACGGGAAACAGUUUUAACGGUUAGAACUGACAACAUGAAUUUUGUUCAUACCUGUAAGCCUGUGCUGGAACAGAACAUUGCAUACAAGCAUGAGGACUGUUUCGAUGUCACUCAGUUUGCAAGACGUGAUGACUCGCUGUUCUUUGACUUUGCUAUUGUUUAAUACUUUGGUUAUUGUUUGUUGUGUUUCAUGGCAGAACUUUUUUGUUAAAAAAGAAAAAAUGUUUAAAAAUAUAUUCUGGAAAAACUUUGUUCUUUUGUUUUAUUAUACGUUAUACGUUUUGUUUAUUAUUUAAUAUGCUUUUUGUAUGUCUAUAUUUUCAUCAAAAAAGUCUCAAAAUGUGUUUAAUAAAAAUGCUUCAUUAUUUAAAGUUAUAGAAAAAUAUAUAUUGAAAGACCUCAUUCCAUUCCCACCCUCUUGACCCUUAUAAAAGCUUUAUUAAAGCCCUUUGUUGUUACAUGACACAUCCCUCCUUACACCUUAACAAAUUUUUAAAAAGCCCUUAUACAGCAUUAUUUCUCUAAAACUCUCAUAUGGUUUAUUGAAACCCUUUUUUUGUGCGUUUUUAUUUUCCUUCACCCUUCCUUAAUUUUGGAACUGUUAGUAUUUUUUACGUGAUAUAAAACUCCAUCUAUUUCUAAUUCGUUACAAAAAACCCCAAAAGCUGAUCAAUAACUUUGUCUGUUUUGUAAGAAAAAUAUAUUUUUGAGCUUCUGUUAUUUCUUUAAAAAACGUAUUUUUAUAUUAUAAUAUUAAAGAGAAAGUUCCUAUUGUUUCAGUUUUUAGUAUAUUUAUUUAUUCAUUUUUAAUCAUGAUGUAUCUUAUGGCACAAUUUGGGACCUGGGUUAAAGUUAUCAGAAAAUGCCAACGCUUUCUAUUUUUUCCUUUGCAUUCUAAUGUUGAAAUUUAGCUAAAAAUUGCUUUACUAAAAAGGAAAUGUGAAAUCAAAGAAUGUAAAUAAGGCAAAGAAUGUAAAUAAAAUGAAUCUUCAAAUGCUACAUCCCGCCCAUGUGCCUGAAAUGGAUACCUUGUGUUAUGUAUGGCCAUUAAAAAUGUUAUUUUUUAAUACAUUAUAUAAAAAAACAAAAAUUUAAUAGAAAGGUUUGCCUUAUCAACUAGAA
Messenger RNA from Hydractinia symbiolongicarpus, 3102 nucleotides. RefSeq lists its product as uncharacterized. The transcript is spliced from 2 exons. Bases 152 to 2143 code for a protein of 663 amino acids. The record is from RefSeq and is a predicted model, not a curated record. Gene Ontology annotation, molecular function: protein binding. Lineage: Eukaryota; Metazoa; Cnidaria; Hydrozoa; Anthoathecata; Hydractiniidae.